CGACGAGAAGACUCCCCCGUGCAGGAUCAACCCCUUGACGACAUUCCCAUGACCAAAGUCACAUCCAGACCCCCCGCCCCUCUACGCAAUCGCGGUACCAACAGGACUAAUGACACGACUACGUCGGCGCUCUCCCGUGUUAGGACUUUGCUCGUCCCCGACAAGCCUGUCGCCGCAGCACCAGGUGUCUUGAAAUCUCUCCGCUCCAUAAUACUGGCCUCGUACCUUAAUAUUCUCCUCGUUUUCAUUCCUAUUUCUUGGGCCUUCCACUUCACCAAGCAGUCGGACACACUCACCUUCGUUUGUGAGUGCUUGAGCUUGCUGCACCGUGCUUGCUGAUGCGCAGGGUCCAAGUCUCGUUUCUUUCCAUCAUACCGCUUGCCAAAGUGCGCUUCUUCUGCGCCGCAUAUUCCCCCCUUAUCCUUCUUAACAGCUCCUUGCAUUUGCGACGGAUGAGCUUUCAAUGCGCGUGGGCCAA
This is a messenger RNA of Mycena citricolor, 478 nucleotides long. NCBI's taxonomy places the organism in Eukaryota, Fungi, Basidiomycota, Agaricomycetes, Agaricales, Mycenaceae. The record is from the annotation of a GenBank genome assembly.